Chinchilla lanigera (long-tailed chinchilla) is the source of this 2229-nucleotide messenger RNA. RefSeq names its product enolase 2 (gamma, neuronal) (gene Eno2). Gene Ontology annotation, molecular function: phosphopyruvate hydratase activity; magnesium ion binding. Gene Ontology annotation, cellular component: phosphopyruvate hydratase complex. NCBI's taxonomy places the organism in Eukaryota, Metazoa, Chordata, Mammalia, Rodentia, Chinchillidae. Gene Ontology annotation, biological process: glycolytic process. The record is from RefSeq and is a predicted model, not a curated record.
CAGCCACUCGCGUCCUCCCUGCGCCGCCACCACCAGCGGAGUCUGCAGCCGCAACGAGGAUCCCCCAGCCGUCAUGUCCAUAGAGAGGAUCUGGGCCCGGGAGAUCCUGGAUUCCCGUGGGAAUCCCACGGUAGAGGUAGAUCUCCACACUGCCAAAGGUCUCUUCCGGGCUGCGGUCCCCAGCGGAGCGUCCACUGGCAUCUAUGAAGCUCUGGAACUGAGGGAUGGGGACAAACAGCGUUACUUAGGCAAAGGUGUCCUGAAGGCAGUGGACCACAUCAACACCACCAUCGCACCUGCCCUCCUGAGCUCAGGUCUGUCUGUGGUGGAGCAAGAGAAACUGGACAACCUCAUGCUGGAGUUGGAUGGGACUGAGAACAAAUCCAAAUUUGGGGCCAAUGCCAUCCUGGGUGUGUCCCUGGCCGUGUGUAAGGCAGGGGCGGCAGAGCGGGAAUUACCUCUCUAUCGCCACAUUGCUCAGCUGGCCGGGAACUCAGACCUCAUCCUGCCUGUGCCGGCCUUCAACGUGAUCAAUGGUGGCUCCCAUGCUGGAAACAAGCUGGCCAUGCAGGAGUUCAUGAUCCUCCCCGUGGGGGCUGAGAGCUUCCGGGACGCCAUGCGGCUGGGGGCAGAGGUCUACCACACCCUUAAGGGGGUCAUCAAGGACAAGUAUGGCAAGGAUGCCACCAACGUGGGCGAUGAAGGCGGCUUUGCUCCCAACAUCCUGGAGAACAGUGAGGCCUUGGAGCUGGUGAAGGAAGCCAUCGAUAAAGCUGGCUACACGGAGAAGAUUGUCAUCGGCAUGGAUGUUGCUGCCUCAGAGUUUUACAGAGAUGGAAAAUACGACUUGGACUUCAAGUCCCCAGCGGAUCCUUCCCGAUACAUCACUGGGGACCAGCUGGGGGCGCUCUACCAAGACUUUGUCAGAGACUAUCCUGUGGUUUCCAUCGAGGACCCGUUUGACCAGGAUGAUUGGGCCGCCUGGUCCAAGUUCACAGCCAAUGUAGGGAUCCAGAUCGUGGGUGAUGACCUGACAGUGACCAACCCAAAGCGCAUUGAGCGGGCAGUGGAGGAAAAGGCGUGUAACUGCCUGCUGCUCAAGGUCAACCAGAUCGGCUCCGUCACGGAAGCCAUUCAGGCGUGCAAGCUGGCACAGGAGAACGGCUGGGGGGUCAUGGUGAGUCACCGCUCAGGGGAGACCGAGGAUACCUUCAUUGCUGACCUGGUGGUGGGGCUCUGCACUGGCCAGAUCAAGACUGGUGCCCCGUGCCGUUCGGAGCGUCUGGCUAAGUACAACCAGCUCAUGAGAAUUGAAGAAGAGCUGGGAGAUGAAGCCCGCUUCGCUGGACAUAAUUUCCGCAACCCCAGUGUGCUGUGAACCCUCUACUUGCCUGGACACUUGGACCCUCUGUCCCGUCCUCUUGGAACCUCCUCCUCACUGUCCUGUCCUGUGGUAGUUCACCCCCAUCCGCAUCCCGAGCCCAGGGCACCCAGAACCCCCUGACUGACCUGCUCUGGCUGCUCCUUGGCGAACCUGAGCCCUGCUUCUCUGCUGUGCUCCUCUCCGAGCCCUCCCUCUGGGGUUCCACAGCCCUUCCUAUUCUCUCUUAAAGACUUGGGAUGAGAACGAGGGUUUGUAAGGGGGUCCGUGGAAGGACAUCUGUCUGUGACGGGAGCUUCGGUGCGGUGUGUUGAAGUGUUUGAGUGGGGCCAUGUGUCACUGUACUUCCCCUGUCCUGUGUGUCUUCCAUCUUGCAUGUGAGCUGUGACCUGUGUGGAGUGUGCCACAUGUGUGUUCAUGACUCCCUAGGGCUUUAGUGCAUUUAUUUAUUUAUUUAUCCGUUUAUUUAUUUUUCAUUCAGCCUGUUAAUUAUUCAUCUCCCUAUAACCCUAGGGCCUAAAGGUAGCCUGAUUGAGGGGACCGCCUCUGUGCGUCAUGUGGCUGUGAAUCAAAUGACAAACUUGGGUGAGAGGGUUUGCUCACAUGGGAAGGGUGACCAAGAGCGGCCUUCACAGCCAUUGUGUCAUAUUAACCGAAGCCUGGGUUGGUGCACAGUGGGGUGUGUGCUUGGGGGGGCUCCUCCUCUAUUUUCUCUCCCCAGCCCUAGAUUCUGUGUUCCUCCUGCGGCUGCACCAGAGCCCCCGCUCACUCUCCCGUGCCAUGUUCCACAGUUGCCACCACUGUGGCAUUGAAAUGAGCUCCACUAUUAAAGUCUGAAUCACACUGCA